UGUAACGAGGAAAAGUCCAACCAUUGUAUUCAUCAAAAUAAUACAAAUAACAUAAUACAAUUAAUACAUAUAUUAUGAAACGAUAGGUAAGACACCCAAAGAAGCUGGCCUGUAACUGCUUGCUUUGAUUGUAACUGUUUCAUUUGAGUAGAAUUUUCCGGAGUUUUGAUGAGCUAAGUACCAUUUGUACGAUGGAAGUUAUAAUGUCAGAUGCCUGUAUUAUGUCAAAACUCAAAAGCAUUACAUCCAGAUAACAAGCUUGAAGUGUGUUGAUUUACUUACAUAAUGUGUUCGAUAAAAGUCCUGUGUGAUUUCUCAAAAGCAUUUUAUCUGAAUAAGCAAUGAAGUCACUGUUCUCGUUAGAUUCUUAUUCUUCUAUUUCUGUUACCACCGGUGCUUCUUGUGCUUGUUGUUUUAUGCUAUGUACUGCUUUCCAUAUUGCAUUAUUUCGUCGUUUUUACUACUUUCAUCUGUAUUCCCUUAUUCAAACUGCUUUGAAAUGCUUUACUUGUCUAUCCGAAACAACCACUCUAUCUCUACGAGGCAGGGGUAAGGUCUGUGUACAUUCUGCACUCCCCAGACCUCACUUGUGGGAUUACAUUGGGUAUGUUGUUUGUUGUUUAAGCAAUAGUGUAGUGUGGUGAUUUACUUAUCCGUUUGUUUUGAAAACAAGGUUAAAAAGCUUUUGGCUCGAAUUUUUUUAAUUUAGGAGAUAUGGGUGAAUCACAGUUCUUCCAUCUAUUUGUUCUUAUCUAUAACCUGUCCGACAGAAGUCUUGUGUGAUUUCUCCUGUGAAUUGGUCUGGCUCUCUUGAUUUUGCAGUCAAGUAGAGAAGUCUUGUUGUUUAUUCGUAACCGGAUUUUUUAGUUUGCAGUGAUUGAAAAGGUAUUGGCUAAUGGCUAUUAGGAACUUGUUUCGCGUCAUCUGUUUUGAUAUUAGACCGCAGGAUGCUUUAAGACAUCUGUGUUAUUCUGCCAAAAAAAAUGGCUAUUUAAUUAAAAAAUAGUCUAAUCAUUUGGAUUUAAGCCGUCCUUGCAGUUCCUUAUUUCUUGUCUUGAGCAUCUGCUGCCGAUUGAUUUCAUUAUGGUAAGUUCUUUCUAAUCACUAUCGGUGUAAUUUAAUCUGUGAUAGACUGAUAGUAAAUUAUUUACCUCUUUUUACAAGGUUACCAAUUAAUCUUUAUCGUAGAGAUUUACCUUAUAAGUGAAGUGACUGUGUAAACAUUUUUCCUCUGUCAAUACAUGUAACUUAAACCCUGUUUGUUUCCAUAUUUCUAGUUUAAUUCUUCUUUUUACUAGUUUUGAGUCCUGAUUGAUUAUUUUUCAUCAUUUCUUUAACCUCUUAAUUUGUUCUUAUAAUAGUUUACUUCUGUUGGCAACCUGGACUUCAUCUGUUUGGAAUAGAGUAGCCUGUAAUUUGUUCUUCCGCCAGGCUUGCUAUAAGGAAUGUCAUAUUCAGAUGGAGGUUUAGCUUUUUAUAAGUUUGUCUCUUUAUAUUGACUUUUUCUUCUUUGUCAUUUCUGUUGGUUCAUUCAAGGUUACAACAAGAAAGAAUCCCAAAAAGACAAAUUUAGAGUCUAAUAAGACAUUGUGAAGUGACUAUGCUGAUAAUUUUUUUAAAUUUCUGCAUAUUUCUGACACAUUCUUCUUGAGCGAUUUGUCAGCGCCGAUACUUUAAGUAAGAAGUAAAUGUGAGUCCAGAUAUUAUUUGAACAAGAAUUGUGAAUCAUGUCUUCUAGUCAUGCCAGAAACAGGAAGAAAGCCAACCAAUGCAGUGAUGAUGCUGAAGGAAAACAAGAAUCUCUUAGACAAGAGCCAAAUAAGUCAAGUUUUCAAUUGCCAUAUGGUGCUUCUGGAUCUCUGGUGCUCUCGGCUCCCACCAUCAUGAAAAUAGCAAAACAAAGAUUACUCAGUCAUAUUUCGCAGAAAUUUGAUGCUUAUUCCAUCAUUUUUAAUCCCCUUCCUGCUAAUUCUGGUCUGUCUCCUGAACUAGUGCAGGAUUUGGACCUAGCUGAACUACUUCAAGCUUCUGCUCAACUGGUUGCUACUCGAUCAUUUGAUCGUGCUAGAAAGCUGCUAAGCUUGUGUAACCAGUCUGCUUCUGCUACUGGUACUCCGGUCCAGAAAAUUGUGUAUUAUUUCGCUGAUGCUCUUCAACACAGGAUUGAUAGGGAGAUGGGGAAAAUACCCUUUACUGGAGAAGAAGAUGUUGAAGUAUAUUCUAAUGAUGUGGAAGAGUUUAUCAUGGAUUUAGAAGCUGCUGAAUUUGCAAAGGGGCCAUUGUAUGCGUACCGCCAAGCGACUCAAUUCACUGGAAUAGAAGCCAUCUUAGAUAGUACAAUAACAGCAAAAAAGGUUCAUUUGAUUGAUCUUAGUAUAAAAAGCGGGUCACAAUGGACAACGUUUAUGCAAGUUGUUGCUGAUCGAGAUGAAUGCCCACUCGAGCAUCUCAAAAUAAGUGCUGUUGGAAGGUCUAAAAAGAUGAUGGAAGAUGUAGGGAGGAGAUUGUCAGCUUUUGCUGCUGAGACAUUAAUAAACGUAUCUUUUCGCUUCAAAUCAGUUGUUUCAGACCUGAAGAAUCUUAAGACGGAUUCCUUUGAGGUAGAGGCUGAUGAAGUCAUCGCAUUUUACUCAGAUUCAAUCCUUUGGACUAUGUUGGCUUGGCGUAAUGAACUUGAAUCUUUGAUGAAGGUUAUAAAAAACCUUAACCCUUGCAUAAUGGUGGUCAUUGAGGCAGUAGCAAACACAAAUGUACCAGAUUUUAUAGAUUCGUUCGACAAGUCUUUAGCUUAUUUUAGUGCUAUUGCUGAUACUUUUGAGGUUCACCACAAGGGCAUACCAAUAUGUGCAGAAUUUUACAUACAAAAAACCAUCAGAAAUAUGGUCACAUAUCAUGGAAUAGAGACUGUUCCCCGCUUUGGGAAUCUUGAAGUGUGGAGGGAAUUGUUUGCCAGGUUCCAUAUGGUGGAAACAGAACUGAGCCACUCAUCCUUGUGCCAAGCAAGUUUACUGUUUGAGCGAUCCAAGUUCCGCGGAUUAUGCACCUUCGAGCUGGAUGGGAAAUGGCUAGUUAUCAGUUGGAAAGGAACCCCAUUUACCUCUGCUUCCGCUUGGAAGUUCCAAUGAUACCGAAGAGAAAAGGGGGUCACAAACCUGAAUUUUGUUAUCUUCCUUUAGCUUAAGUUUCUUGUUUUAACAUUCUGAUAGAGUGAAGCAUAGUAAAUGUUGAAUCUCCUUGAUUUUUUGUGUAUUUACUUACCUAUAGUUUGAAUCCCUUUAGUGAAAAUUAUGGUUCGGCAA
Molecule: messenger RNA, 3299 nt
Organism: Lycium ferocissimum
Lineage: Eukaryota; Viridiplantae; Streptophyta; Magnoliopsida; Solanales; Solanaceae
Product: DELLA protein 1-like
Exons: 2
Coding region: 1728-3125 (465 amino acids)
Biological process (GO): regulation of DNA-templated transcription
Cellular component (GO): nucleus
Molecular function (GO): sequence-specific DNA binding; DNA-binding transcription factor activity
Source: RefSeq, a predicted model, not a curated record